GCAACGAAAAAAAUGAAAACAUUGGUUAACACAACAUGUAAAUGGAUACUGGAAAUUUUAUCUUUGUUCGGGUGUUUUAUAGCCAUCAGUUUUAUUUAAUAAACAUAAGGAUAAAAGAAAACUAAGCUCAAAAUGGUAGAGACGGAUUGGAGAGAAAUACUGAGUUUCUCACAAAAAGAACUCAAUCAAGCUGAUAAAGAGAAAUUAUGUGAAAGCUUGUCUUGGAUGGAAGCAGAUGAUAUUGAAUUAAACUUUUCCGAUUUGAAAGCAUUAUUUCGAUUAUCACAAGAUAUGCUCAAGUAUAAAAAUGAACAGGUCAACAACUUACUUGGCCAAGUGGAUACUAUGCAAAGAAAGACUAAGAAUAAAAGCACACGGACUGAAACGUCAUCAAGAAGCAGUAAUAGCCCACUAGAGACAGUAGCACAUCAAAAAGAAGUAAUUAAAUAUAAUAAAAAUAUAUUGGAACAACUGUCCGCGGAGAUAGCUGAGUUGGAAGAAAGAAAAUCUAAAUUAGAAGAUAAAAAUCAUGGAGAAAGAGAUAGCGAAUCCAGCCGCGCAACGUUAUCUGAAAUUAAUGAUUUAAUGCAACUGGAGAAUGAAAUUACUGUUAAAAAUAAGCAUAUUAGAAAGCUACUUAGUGACGUCAAAGUACUAGAAGAAGAAAAUAGUAAAUUAAAGGAAAAAAUAUCUGUUCUCAAAAACAAGCUGAGUGAAGCUACAAAGUUAAUCGAGAAUUUUACCGAACAACUGCUUGGCAUAAAUAAUGAAUGCACCCAUUUAAAAGAGAUACUUGGUAAAUCAGAGCAAUCGAAGUCUCAACUUAUGUUUGAAGUAGAAGCUCUACGUAAAGAACUUCGAGAAAAAGAAUCCAAUAAAGAUAAUACUUACGAAGAAAUUAAAUCUAAAAUCCAACACUGGAAGCAUGUGGCACGUUCAAAGAAAUCUGAGAUUGAUGCUCUAGUAAUUGAAAAUGAAAAGUUAAAGGAAACUGUUGCACAACUUACAAAACAAGUUUCUCCGAAAACAAAGAAAGAUAUUUCGACGGAAGAAACUGCAACUAAAAUAAAGGAUUUACAAGAUAAACUUUUAGAAGCAUCCAAAGAAAUUGAGCAGUCCGCUAGCUUGAUAAAUGUGUUACGUGAAGAAAAUAAAAAACUUAAAGACUCGCUAGAAGAGAUGACUGAACACUCCGUCGUUAACGUGAAAAACGAGAGUGAUGAUGGAAAGGAGCAAACAUUAAUUAACAAGCUAAAGAGAAAAGUUAGAAACCUAUCCAUUUCACUUCAAGGAGCCGAAGAAAUGAUAUCUGUUAGAGAAAAAGAGUUGGCAGAAAUAUCAUCCGAGUUGCAAUUAUUACAAUCAUCUGAUGGCGUUAAAACGUUAAUAGAGGGAUUGAAGAGUAAAAAACAACAAUUGAGAAUUAAAGACGAAGGUAUCAAAAGCAUGGUUCAAGAAAUAAACGCCUUGAGUCAAGAAGUUAACGAGUUGCAAUUACAAAACGAGACCCUAAGGCGAAAAUAUAAUGUAGCUCCAAGUGAGACAAUUUCCUCUACCGGAAUAUUAAAACACUAUCAUGAUAUCGAACAACAGAAUAUGAUAAUGAGAGAAGAGAUUAAAAAAUAUGAAAAUAAAUUAAUACAUUUGGAAAUGAAGAAUCGUAGCUUAAAUGCAAAAUUAUCAAAAUUGACCAAAGUAAAUGAAAAAAACAUGACGGAUAAAAUUUUUUCAUCGAAAGAAAAUUUCGAAAAUAUGCCUAUGGAUGGUGGAGGAGAGGGUUCAGUGAUACAUAAAAACCAGAAUGCGAACGAUGUAAAUACUAAAGAUAUGAAUCAACAUGAGGAUAAAGAAUUAAAAUCGAUGAUAAUAGAAAAUGAAUGUCUACGCAAAGGUCUCCAAGAAAUACUAGACUUUUUGAAAGAUAAUAGUACUACUACAUCAGGAAUACUGUCGUUGCAAUGUCCGAGUUUAGAGACAGUGUUACGCUCUAUGGAAGCGCGGCAUACAGCGGGUUGGUAUGCGCCCCAUAUGACAACUGUAAUGGAACUAAGGGAAGCCCUGGGAGGAAAAAAUGCUUUACUUGAAGCUCUUCAUGAAUCCAGAAAAGAAACUUAUCAAUUAAUGACACAACUCUCCAACGAAAGCAAGAAAUCCUCAGUUCUUGAAAAGCAGUUACAUGAUAUUGAAACUGAAAAUUACAAAAACGCUGAAGAACAAAAUAAAACUAUCAAUGAAGUUACUUCUCCUGACCUAUUCGAAGAGUCUGGGAUGUCUGAAAAAGAAAUAAAUUGUAUUGAUUUCACUGAUCAAAACCAAAUUGAGAAUAUCAUCACUAAAAGCGAUAUACUGUAUGACAAUCAAUUAAAAAGAAGCCUAGAACACUUUCACGAUAAAUUUAAAAAACUCUAUGAAAAAAUGACUUCAAUAUUCGUUGUCUCGGUCGAUAAUCAAAACCAGUGGUCUAUAAAAGAAGAACAAUAUAAAGCAGAAAUACAGAAUUUGAAAACUCAAUUACAACAAGAUGACGAUGUUAGUGAAGUUUCGCCUGGAAUAGUUCCCUUCCCGAAUAUUAACAUUUUAGAAAGAAAAUGUAAAUAUUUAGAAGAGUCUUAUAAAUACAUUAGAACUCAGAACGAAAACAUUAAAAAUGAAAAUUUUGAAAGUAAAAAAGAACUGAUGGUUACAACAUUUGAAUAUGAAACACAAAUUCAAAAAUUCAUUCUUUCGAUAACCAAUCUUACAAAUAAACUGCGCAAUUCAAUAUCCUUAGAUUUAUUUUGGAAACAGAAUAAGGCUCUUAACGAAGUUGUAUUAAAAUACAGAAAAGUAUUGGAAAAUGUCAAUAAUAAAAGUAACACAACAGAUUUAGUAAAAUAUUUAGAAAAUGAUAAAAUCGAGAUUAUUAGUCGCUUUCAAAAACAGUUACAUGACAAUGAUAAUUUGUCAAAUGAUGAAAAGCAAAAAUUUGUUUUUGAAUUACAAGAUUCAAUCGUUCAAACACAACUAAACCGAGUUAUAUCGGAACUAGAAACUAGUGAAAAUAAAAUAAUAAAGUUGGAAGAAAGUUACAAAGAGCUUCAAAAACUGCAAGGGAACAUUAUUGACGAUACUGUAGCUGCCAUGACUAAAAAAGAUUUCGAUUUAGUCAAGAGACAGUUAAAAGAUAUUACCGAAGAAAACAAAAUACUGAGAGAACAGUGUCAACAUGUGGAAAGUCAGUUAGACAUUGCAUUAUUACAGCUUCAAGAGCAUCAACAGCAGCAACACAACAAUGAUAUGGAGCUUAAUAUACUUAGACAUCAAAUUUUAGAUUUACAAUCGACCGGAAAUAAUAAAGCUAUUUUAGCUAGGUUAAGCAGCGAAGUACUAGUGACUCAUUUGCAAGUUUCAGAAGGAUUGAAGAAAAUAGAAAGUUUAACGUCAGAUUUGAACAAAGAAAAGGAACGGAGAAUAAAAGCCGAAGAAUUGUUGAAGAGCAACCAAAAAGUGUUUGACGUCUCUGUUUUCAGAUACGAAACUAAGUUUAAAUAUUUAUUCGAAGUGAUGCAAGUCUUAAGACAACAGUAUCAGGGAUGUCUUCCUCUGUCAUCUAUUGAAAAUUAUAUUGAUAAAAGGGAAGACCUUUCAAGAAAAACACACGCUGUUGACCAAACUCUGUCCGAUAUUGAGGAUUUACAAUCAAGUUUAAUAAUAAAACAUACUGUUUUUGAUCAAAUACUAGAUGUCUCAAAAAAUAAAUGCCUAAUCGAUGAGGACAGUUGUCCCCAUAAAAUAAAAUAUAUCGUUUUGCAAUCAACACAUGCGCGACAGUUAGAUCACUUGACACAGAAAUUACAGUCUUCUGAACAGGCUCGUGAUGAAUUAAUAAAACAGUGCAAUAACUUGGAAAAAUCUUUAUUGCUUUUAAAUCAAUCGUUUGGUAAAACUACUCUUAAUAUGAAUAUUAAAAUUGACGCCAAAGAAAUUAAUGAAUCCAAUAUAGAAGUCGAAGACGUGUCUACCGAUGACGAAUCAAGUAGCAGAAAAAACGGAACAAUCACUUUAACAAAACCCCUUUUAUUGAAACCAAAUCCAUGUUCGGAAAUAAUUAAUAAUACUUUACAAGAAAAGAAAACCAAUCUGCCCAAUAAUGCACAAGAUAAUUUUGUAAAAAAGCAUAGUCCCCAAGACCCAUCAAACGUUGAAACAAAAGUUGCAAAUGUUUUAACCCAAACUACUCCCCUUAAAGUAGAUACUAGUAACAAACAUGUACAAACAGACGAAGACAAAGCUGUUAAUGAACUUAAAAUAUAUUCUAAUAGCUUAAAAAUUGACAAUGACAAAAAAGUUAAAGAGCUUAGAGAAGCUAUGACUUUAGCUCGAAUACGAACAGAAGAAAAUUUAAAGUUAAAUUCGGAGAAAAUUGGCUUAGAAUCCGAUAUACAAACCUUGCAACAAUCAAAUAUUGAAAGAGACCAUAGUAAUGAAAAACUACGCAUUACUAUAGAAGAAUUAAGAAAACAAAUAAACGAUCUUAAAAGCACACAAUUUGCAGAGCAAAGUAUGGUCAGAGACGUCAUGAACGAAGAAAAUAAAUCAUUGCUACUUGCGCUAAAACAACUAGAAAAUGAUAAAAACAUUUUGGCGGCAGAAUACAAAGAAUUAUUAAAUAAAGAGAGAGAAGAAUACUCUAAAAAUGUAAAAACAUUGCAAGAGAAGAUAUUAGAACUACAAACUGAAAUAGACAAAAGAGGUGGGGACAACAAGUCUAUUAACGAUGACACCAUAAAAGAAUCAUUUAAAAAAUAUACAAUGAAUAUCACGGAUUUGAAAAACAAGUGCUUCCGGCUGCAAAGUGAAUUGGAUGAGUGCAAAAACGAAGUAUCGGUAUUUCAAAGUGAAUGCGAUCGGUGGAAAGAUUUGGCUUCUGAAAGACUACACAAAAUGGAACAACUCAACUCCCAACUUGAAGAAAGACAUAGUCAUGAGGUGGAAGCAUACAAAGCUGAAAAUCAGCACUGGUUGUCACAAUUGAAUGAAACACAGAAAGAACACAUGGAGUUGCGUUCUCGGCUAACAGAACAGAAGACCUUAUAUCUAAAACAAUUGGCAGAAAAGGAUGCACACAUAGAACAAUUACGCAGCAUCAUUAAUAGCCUAAAGGCGCAGAUACUCAACAUGCAAACAAUGUUGUCCGUUAAUGACCCCAGUUUCGACCUCACUGCUAUUGUGGAGGUAGAGGAAUCUACCGAUGCAAUGUCUCAACAUGGGUUCGACAAGUUGGAAAUAAAAUUCGAUUCCGCAACCGAUUUAAAUGAGUUUCAGGGUGACAUUGUUACAUUACCUGGUUCUUCGUCUACUAUAUGGCAAGAAACCAUAAUAGAUCGUUUACGAAGAGACAAACAGCUCGCUGCUAAACAAAAUACUAUUCUGCGGAGACAGAUAAAAGCACUUGCAGCAAGAGAACGGCGAUCACGCCUCGAUGCACAGAAUCUAAAGAAUCAGAUAUUUAGAAUAAGUACAUCUGGCAGUAAGGUGGCGACGGGGGAGUCUGCUGCAAUGCAAAGCAAGAUUGCUUCGCUUCAGGCGCAGUUGACGAGCGCCAGACGUGACACACAAUCCAACGUGGCCCUAUGGGACAAAUGGAAGCGGGCGCAACAGGCAUCGGAACGAUGGCAAGCCCGUUAUGAAGAAAAAUGUCAAGAGGUUCAAAAACUGGAAGCCAGCACUACUCUCGCUAAGUCAGCUGUCGUUCGACUUGAGAGAGAGAAGCGAGUGUUACUUUCGAGGAUAUCAGAGAUCAAGGAUGACAGUCAACUGGCAAUAGAAAAACAAGAUGCGGAACCGUUGGAGAAAUCUCACAGGUCGAUGACUGACACCAAUCUGUCGGCGCGUGACACGUCAACCCCCACGAUAUCCACCCACGCAUUGCUGGAGAGGAUACAAGCACAACAACGCAGGAUCGUCGCGUUGGAACUUGCUGAGAGGGGUAAUGAACACUUAGUAUCGGAGUAUGAGAAAUCCUUAGCAGAAAUCACAUCGCUAAAAGGUCAGGUAUUAAAGCUGGAAUCCACGCUUCUGGAAUCACAACUCAAAACACCGCUAAAAACGACCGUUAGUGAUUCGCAACCAGAACUAGAAUAUUGGAAAAGCUACUGUGAGAUGUUGAAAGAAGAGAAUGUUCAACUGACAAUGAAAAUAAAUGCUCUGGACUCUGCGCCGACUACCGCUCACCAACACAGAGUCAAUGAUCUCGAGCAAACUGUAUUAACUCUUAGAGGUCUCGUAAGCAAACUUCAAGCAGAUCAGAAAACUGUCAAUGUUUACAAAAAAGCAGAUUCGAGACCCAGUAGCGGCAGGAGUAAUACUGAAAAGACGCGCAGUCAACUUGAAUCGUAUCGCAUAGAAAUAGCAAAUUUAAAAAGAAGUAUACUUGAUAAGGAUUUGCUUCUGGAAAAAUCUAAGGAAAUGCUCAAAAUUGCUGCAGAAAGGGAAGAUGAAUUGUUAAGAGAGAACUCUCUUUUACGUCGUCGGUUAGAGGAUCUCACAAAAUCGAGAGAAGGGUUUCUAUCUGCAUAAGAAUAGAUUUUCAUUUUAAAUAAGUAAUUUAGUUCUAAUACUAAGCCGCACAUCGCUGUACCGUGGGUUAAUCGCAUAAAGAAAUAAGAGUUUUAUUAUUAUAAUAAUUAAGCACAUUCUUUCAAUUAUCUUUUUUCUGCAAGUGAUUUGGUGGUUAUAAUAAAUAAUAAUGCAAGAAACGGAAAAA
Messenger RNA from Manduca sexta (tobacco hornworm), 6745 nucleotides. Its product is annotated as centrosomal protein of 290 kDa. Bases 133 to 6558 code for a protein of 2141 amino acids. NCBI's taxonomy places the organism in Eukaryota, Metazoa, Arthropoda, Insecta, Lepidoptera, Sphingidae. The transcript is spliced from 32 exons. The record is from RefSeq and is a predicted model, not a curated record.